AUGGCGCCCUGGGAUCCCACCAAGAACAAGACGUACCAGAUCCUGAAGGAGGCCGAGGAAAAGGGCUAUGGCGUGCAGGCCCCGGUUGCCUACAACUUGGAGCACAUCCUGGCCUUCAUCCAAGCCGCCGAAGCCAAGCGCAGUCCUGUCAUCAUCCAGGUCUUUCCCUGGGCCGUCACGUUCUCCAACGGUGUCCUCGUCCACGCUGCGGCGCACGCUGCGCGGACCUCGACGGUCCCGGUGGCCAUCCACCUGGACCAUGCGCAGGACGAGGCCAUGAUCCGCCACGCAGCAGAUGAGCUGCCGUUCGACAGCAUCAUGGUCGACAUGAGCCACUACGACAUGGAGGAGAACCUGGCCAGGACGAAGGCGCUGGUGGCCUACUGCCACGACCGAGGCAUCGCCACCGAGGCCGAGCCCGGGCGUAUAGAGGGUGGAGAGGACGGUAUCGCCAGCACGGCAGAUCUCGAGGGUGCGCUGACGACGGGGGAGCAGGUCGAGGAUUUCAUCGCCACGGGCAUCGACUUCCUCGCGCCAGCCUUUGGGAACGUACACGGCGAGUACGGAGCGAGAGGACCGGUGCUCGACUGGGAUCGCAUCGACAUGAUCCGGAAAAAGGUGGACGGGAGGGUCCGGAUCGUGCUUCACGGCACAAACGGGUUCCCGGAAGACGUGAUGAGGCGGUGCAUUGCCUCUGGCGUGUCCAAGGUAAACGUCAACAAGCUCGUGCUGGACGACUACUUGACUCAUCUCAGGGAGAAUGCGGCAAAGACGAGCCUCACAGCUCUCAUGGAGGAGGGUGUCAUCCAGGCUCGCAAGUUGACCGAGCGGCAGAUGGACGUUUCGGGGUCGACGGGGAAGGCAUGA
This is a messenger RNA of Geosmithia morbida, 867 nucleotides long. RefSeq names its product fructose-bisphosphate aldolase, class II. Gene Ontology annotation, biological process: carbohydrate metabolic process. Lineage: Eukaryota; Fungi; Ascomycota; Sordariomycetes; Hypocreales; Bionectriaceae. Gene Ontology annotation, molecular function: aldehyde-lyase activity; zinc ion binding. The transcript has 2 exons. Bases 1 to 867 code for a protein of 288 amino acids. The record is from RefSeq and is a predicted model, not a curated record.